AGCCCCGCAAUGGUCUGAGCAGCAGCGGUUCAGGGAGUAGCAUUACUUGUGUGCAGGAACUGGCUCGACACCGUAGAAAUCCGCUAACGGAGCAAAUGAAAACGAAAACAACACUUUCUUGUGGAUUAAUUCUGGGGCGAGACUUUCCGUCGAAGCAAGUGUACCUCUAAGCCACUUUGGAUCGAUUGACGAGGAUUGGGACGUUACCUACUGAACGUCGUUACCACCGAAUGGUGUCUCCUGCCCCGCCGCUAAGGUUGCAGGCUAAAAGAUACGGCCCAUAAUGCAUGGCACUUUCUUGACAGCCUCACCUUCUCCCUGCUUGUAGAGGAAGCGGCGGUGCCAGCAUGUCCUCUCAUCCCCAGUCUGUGCCGCCAGGCCGGAGAACUGUGGACUCACGGCACCUGCACAACCCUGCCACGCUGUCCCUGCAGCUGCAGCGGCCACACACGGAAGUGGGGCUGGUCGACUACCACUCCCAUCAUGCCAGGGACUACAGCUCUCAUCUGGCCCAGCCGCAUCGCCGUCGGCCUUCCUUACUUUCAGAGUUCCAGCCUGGGAAUGAAAGAGGACAAGAGCAGCACAUCCGUUACGAGCACAUCUACCUGCCGGAGGCCCCCAGCCAAUCAGAGGUGGACUACGCAGAGAUCAAACGUCCUCGUUUGGAGAUGGGAUCGGACUCUCUGAUGAGGCCUCUGUCCCACCGUCAGCCGUUAUCUCUCGGAGGGGCUGAGGACAUGACGAAGGAGCGUGGAAGUGCUAUCGGGAAGCUGGAGCCCAUCUCACCGGUGAGCCCAGUCCACAUGGACACCGACUUGGAUCUGGUUCCGGCUCGGUUCUCCAAGGAGGAGCUGAUUCAGAACAUGGAACGCGUGGACAGGGAGAUCACCAUGGUGGAGCAGCAGAUCUGCAAGCUUCGCAAAAAGCAGCAACAGCUGGAGGAGGAAGCCGCUAAGCCUCACGAACCCGAGAGGCCCAUCUCGCCGCCACCCAGUGAGGCCAAGCACCGCAGCCUGGUGCAGAUCAUCUACGAUGAGAACCGAAAAAAGGCAGAAGAGGCUCAUAGGAUACUGGAGGGGCUGGGACCCAGAGUGGAACUGCCUCUGUACAAUCAGCCAUCUGAUACCAAACAAUACCAUGAGAACAUCAAGAUAAACCACGCCAUGAGGAAGAAGCUCAUCUUAUAUUUCAAAAGGAGAAACCACGCUCGUAAGCAGUGGGAGCAGAAGUUCUGCCAGCGGUAUGACCAGCUAAUGGAGGCCUGGGAGAAGAAAGUGGAGCGCAUUGAAAACAACCCGCGGCGCCGGGCCAAGGAGAGCAAGGUGCGGGAGUACUACGAAAAGCAGUUCCCAGAGAUCCGCAAGCAGAGAGAGAUGCAGGAACGAAUGCAGAGCCGCGUUGGGCAGCGAGGAGGUGGCCUCACCUCAUCCGCAGCCCGCAGCGAACAUGAAGUCUCCGAAAUCAUUGAUGGAAUAUCAGAGCAUGAGAACACGGAGAAGCAAAUGCGGCAGCUGGCCGUCAUCCCCCCUAUGCUGUUCGACGCCGAGCAGCAGCGCAUCAAGUUCAUCAACAUGAAUGGGCUGAUGGACGACCCCAUGAAGGUUUACAAGGACCGGCAGGUCAUGAACAUGUGGAGCGAGCAGGAGAGGGACACUUUCCGAGAGAAGUUCAUCCAGCAUCCCAAAAACUUUGGCCUGAUCGCUUCUUUUCUAGAGAGAAAGACGGUGGCAGAGUGUGUGCUCUUUUACUACCUGACCAAAAAGAAUGAAAACUACAAGAACAUAGUGCGGAGGAAUCGACGCCGAGGGAGAUCUCUGCACGGCCAGCAACAGCAGCAGCAGCAGCAGCAACAACAACAGCAGCAACAACAACAACAGCAGCAGCAGCAGCAACAGCAGCAGCAGCAGCAACAACAGCAACAAGUGAACCGGAACAGCCAGGACGACAAGGAGAAGGAGGAAAAAGAGAAGGAGGGGGAGAGAGACGAAGAGAAAAAUGAAGCUGAAGACAAGGAGGAUGGAAUGAAGGAUGACACUUCUGGAGAAGAUGCCGAGGACAAGGAGCCCACUGUGGCUUUCAAGGGAAGACGAACAGCGAACAGUCAGGGCCGCCGCAAAGGCCGCGAUACUCGCUCCAUGAACAGCGAAGGAGAGGAGACCACCACUCCGCCGCUCAGCAACGAGCUAGCCAAUCUGGAAAUGAAUGAGAGCUCUCGCUGGACUGAAGAAGAGAUGGAAACAGCCAAAAAAGGCCUUCUCCAGUAUGGUAGGAAUUGGUCCGCCAUCUCCAAGAUGGUGGGAUCGAAAACCGUGUCGCAGUGCAAAAACUUCUACUUCAAUUACAAGAAGAGGCAGAAACUGGAUGAGAUUCUGCAGCAGCAUAAAAUGAAAUCGGAGAAGGAGCGAAAGGCCCGUCGAAGGGGGAAAGCCUCGCAGAACGAAGAGGCGAGCGCUACGUAUCCUGCAGAGGAGGAGGAGAUCGAGGGUUCAGGAGCCAGCUGCAACGAAGAGGAAGCACCUGAAGAUGGAGAAGGUACAUCAUUCCUAGGAACAUCAUGCAAUUGGGAAAAAACACAUUCAAGAUCCUUCCCAAAACUUUCUUUUGAUUGUGGAGCAAACAACAGCUCGGACACAGAGAGCCUGCCCUCUCCGCACUCCUCUGAGGACAGCAAGGCCAAAGAGGAAGGGACCAGCAGGCCGAAGGGCAACUCCAACACCGAGGACAGGAAGGACGACCAGGCAGGCGACGAGAAACCUCCCGUCAAGGAGGAGGCAGAGUCGACCAUCAAGCAGGAGAUAAAGACCGAAACAGGGGAUCCCAACAAGGAACAGCCGCAGCCCGUACCGCCCAGCGAUGCCACGGAUAAAAAACCUCCAAGAGUCGAGAAGGAGGAAGUCAAAACCUCCAAGAGCUCCAAGAAGGAGCACCUGACCAAAGCAGGUCUGCAUGGGGACAGUGACUCUAGUGCCACUUGUAGCGCCGAUGAGGUGGAGGAGACGGAUAACACAGAUAAGAAAAGGAUGACGUCUCCACGCCCCAGUUUGCUGAACUUCUCCCACGACGGGGUCAUAUCGUCUCUGCAGAAGCCCAUGGACCUGAAGCAGCUCAAACAGAGGGCUGCAGCUAUACCACCUAUUAUGCCAGAGGCCUCUGUGCAGGGCACUCCGCGGAGUGGGAAAGCAGUGCAGCCCCCCCACGCCUUGGCUCUGUACCAGGAGCAGAUCACCAUGGCUCACGGAGAGUCCUCUCAGGAAGUCAAACAGCAGCAGCCUUCUGGCCAAGCAGGCAAACCACAGCCUUACGCCCCUCAGGCAGACAGAGAGCGAGAGGGUCUUCUCACCAGCAGCCCCCGAGUUCGCCCUCGAAGCCCCUCCACCAGUGAAAAAGACGAAAAGUCCCGAGCCUUCUCUCCACACGGCGACGCCAAGAAGCAGGCGCUGGGUCCGGACGACCUCAGGACCUCCAGCCUGGGUCGCCCGGUUCUCUCGCCGUAUCCCAUGGCCCCGCGGGACAUGGCCAAGAUCAGCCACGACCAACACCUGCUCCACUUCAACCCGUUCCCACAGGUAGGCCUCCCCUCGCUCGCUGGUCUGCCACAGGACAGCGUGCGGUUAGCGGCAGUGAGACCCCUCUCCAUGCCUGACCCGCCACCGCUCAUUUCCUCUAACAAGCCUGGAGGCUCCAUCACGCAGGGUACGCCUGUGCAGUUGCAUGGAGCGGCCCACGGGCUGGAUCACACAAAGCUGCCUCCCGCACCAAUGGGGUUGUCUUGGAUCGAGAAGAAAGUUGCAGGUCCUUUCCCAGUGGUGAAGCAGGAGCAGUUGUCUCCUCACAGCUCCUCCCAGCCUGAUAACUUAUCAAACCCAGGGCCGCCUCAUGAUAACUCCUCUGCUCGUGGUGUCCAAGGAGGCAGCAUCACCAAAGGUCUUCCUGGGACCAGAAUACCCCCAGAGUCUGUGGUUUCCUACCGAGGGGGCUCCAUCACACAGGGGACACCAGCAGAUGUGCUGUAUAGAGAAACCAUAUCACGUCUGAUCUCAGAGGACAGUUCCAGCCGAGCCGAUAGGGAGCGGGACGAGGCGCCAUCUAAAGGGCAGAUCCUUUACGAGGGCAUCAGCGGGCAGAUCCUCUCGUAUGACCGGCCGCAGUCUCAGACUCCCAAAGAAGACGGCCGAGGCUCAGGUCUGCCUGGAGAAAUCCUGGGUCUGAAGCGAUCCUAUGAUGUCAUGGAAGGAGGCAGAGGGCUGCCGAUGAGAGACGCUCUGUCUGCUACCAAUUGUGAAGGUCUCAUCGGACGUGCCAUGCCUUACGACAGAGACAGCCCUCACCACGCGUCUUACAAGGACGCGCAUCAUAUCCGAGGCUCCAUUUCUCAAGGUAUACCCCGCCAUCUCGACGCUCAGGAUGCCUACAUGAGGAGGGAAGCCAAGCAGAUGAGGCGAGAGGCGUCCCCGCCCCGUGGUGCCGGCUCCCUCUCUGACCCAAUGAAGGGCAGAGAGGGCAUCGUGCCCACGGUGAAGGAGCCUGGACGCUCCAUCCACCUCAUUCCAAGAGACGAGGGCAGACAAUCAUCCAAGGAGGGCAUCAUAUCGCAGGGCGCAGCUGGAAAGCCGGACGCUGCUGGCUCUGGGAAACGCCACGAUGUCCGCUCUAUCAUCGCCAGCUCGCCGCGCUCCUACCACAACGCAGCCUCCCACCUGGAAAUGCGUCCCGACAGAAGUCGGUAUGAGGAGGGGCCCAAGGGCCGGCCCAGUGCGGUGGUCAGCACGGCCAGCCCCAUACCGCGCUCUUCUCCGCUCACACUGGGCUCUGAGCAGGGAGGCAAGGCGCACCACAGUCCCAUGGGGUACGAGGAAAAAGGUGCUAUACGGACCCCCUACCCUGGACCGUCGCAUCGUGGAUCCCCGCUGCCCAGGGAAGCCAGUCAAAGGCAACACGAAGGGUCUGGAAAGAAUUCUUCCCAGGAGCGAAAAGCCACACCGACUCCCAGAGAGAUGAGGGCCACCAAGUCGCCACUCACCGGCGUUGCAGAUCAGCAGGCCUACGAACGGUUGCUGCCCGGCCUGGGAGCUUCAGACAUGUACCGCAUCCCCUUGACCUUUGACCCCGCGGCGCUGCCUCGUGGGAUCGCCAUCGACCCAGGAGCUUACUACUUGCCUCGCUCCCACUUGGCUCCCAACCCGGCGUACCCUCACCCGUACCCCUACCUCAUCCGCGGCUUCCCCGACACGACGGCCCUGGAGAACCGUCAGACCCUGAUAAACGACUACAUCACCUCGCAGCAGAUGCACCAGUGGCCCGCAGCCGCCGCCAUGGCCGCGCAGCGCUCAGACCUGCUCAGAGGCCUCGCUCCUCGAGACCAGGCGCUUCCUCUGCCCUACUCUGCUGGUGCUCAGCGCGGGAUCAUUGAUCUUUCUCAGGUGCACUUACCCGUCCUGGUCCCUCCGUCUGCAGGGGCGACCGGCUCCCCGAUGGAUCGCAUCACCUACAUCCCUGGGACAAACGCCGCAUUCCCUCCCAGGAAUUACACCAGCUCAUCCAUCUCCCCCGUCGGCCCCUCACACAUGAGCAAAAUGCAGAGCGCGUCGUCGUCGGAGCGGGAAAGAGACCGAGAACGGGAGCGGGAAAACCGGGAGCGGGAAAACCGGGAGCGGGAACGAGAGAGAGAUCGGGAUCGGGAACGGGACAGAGAUCGGGACAGGGAAAGAGACAGAGACAGGGGAGGGUCUUUGGGAAAUGUGGAGCACGCCCCCAUCUGGCGUCCAGGUACAGAACACAGCCUGUCCAGCAGCAGCGGCGGCGGCGGCAGCAGACCUGCAUCUCAACCCUACAGCCACCAGCAUUCCCCGGUGUCUCCCCGCACCCAGGACAACGUGCAGCAGAGGCCGAGCGUGCUGCACAACACCGGAGGCAAAAGUCUUGAACACUCGUCUGUGUUACGGACCAUCCCCUCAGCAUCCCGCUACCCAGGUUUCCAUGGCUCCUUCCAAAAAACAGGUGUGCCGCCUGACGGCUACCAAUCUGCCAUGGACUCGAGCGUAGCCAAAGAGCAGAAUCGCGAUGGAGGCAAAUCCAGGGGCGGUCUGCCCAAACACUUGCAGGAGCAGCACGGCGCCUCCAGCAAAUCUGACACCAAGCUUUGCAGUCCCAGCCCAGGAGGAAUUUACCCCGGCUCCUACCCCCCGCCCACAGGCCGUCUGCUGCCCUCCCAUUCGGACAACCUGUCCGGCCGCGAGGACAGCGGCACACCAAGUAGAGAAAAGACUCAAAACAAACCCAUGUCUAUUCAGGAACAAGACAUCAGAACGCUUGCACCACAAGGACUCUAUCGACCCCCGUCAGAGGAGAGACUGUCUCCAGGCCAACAGCCCCCAUCCCCAUGUGUCAAAGGCAGCCAGAGAGUGGUCACUUUGGCGCAGCACAUCAGCGAGGUGAUAGUUAAAGACUACAGGGACAGCCAGCAGCAGCAGCAACAGAGCUACCACGGCUCUCCGGUUCUGGACCUGACCCGUCCAUCCAGUGCCUCCCAGGCCCCGCCCACGUCACAGGAGUCCGCUCAGGCGUCCCGCUACUCACAGGGCUUUAGUGGGGAAUGUAACCGAGAGAGAUCUCCGCAGCAGCAGAAGUUGUCCCCCGUUUCCAAUGACUGCAUUGAGCCGGUGUCUCCUCCCGCAUCCAACUCUGAGCCCGACGUUCAGGGAGGGGCUUCCUACCCCAACGAGCAGGGGGAACAAGGGCUCGGCUCCCGCUCUCCACCCAACACCUCCCAGCCUCCGGCUUUCUUCAGCAAGCUGACGGAGAACACGUCGGCUAUCGUGAAGUCCAAGAAGCAGGAGAUGAUCAAGAAGAGGACGGGCGAUGGAAACGAUGCCGAAUUCAAUGCCGGUCAGCCAGGAACGGAAAUCUUUAAUAUGCCAGCCUCCACUACUGCAGGGCCUGUGAGUGUGCGCAGCCACCCGGCUCCAGAAGCAUCUGGCAACUCCAUCGGCCUGGAGGCCAUAAUCAGAAAGGCCUUGAUGGGAAAGUACGAUGACUCAUCGGAGGAGCGCUCCCCGUCCAGCGCUGCUAAUCCGACGGGUCCCGCCAUGUCUGCAGACGGCCGGGUUGACGACUCCUUCUCACAAGGCGGCUCCAAGUCCUCAAAGAGCAGCGGGCGCUCUAACGGACGCAAGGCCAAGUCCCCGGGCCCGGGUCUGUCCGGCAGCGAGCGUCCCUCGUCCGUGUCGUCUGUCCACUCAGAGGGAGACUGCAACCGGCGGACGCCCCUCACCAACCGGGUGUGGGAAGACCGGCCUCUGUCUGCAGGUUCAACUCCGACCCCGUUUCCAUACAGCCCGCUCAUCAUGCGUUUCCCCAGCGGGACAGUUUCAGCCCAUUCCCCUUCGUCUGGCCAGCAGGGCGGCCCGGGGCCCGGACCCGGCCAGGGCCGCCCCUGGGAGGAGGAGCCCAAGCCUCUGCUUGUUUCUCAGUAUGAAACCCUGUCUGACAGCGAGUGACCAGAAAACGCACUGCUUCACACACACAGAAAAACACUCAGAGGACAGUCCUGCGCCUCGUCUCCCCCGCCCCCCUCCACCGCCGCUGUUCGCCGUGAAGCAGUCCUCCUCCCUGGACGACGAGGACGAAUCUUUGUGGCUCUGUGUGUCCGUUCGCACUUACGUGUUAUGCAUUCACUCCAGUACUACUCUGAAGGACAAAUCACUUCUUCUUCUUUAUUUUUUUUACUACUAUUCCUCACUGGCCUUAUCAACACAGACGCAUCGUGAGCUCGGCGUGUGCCGCCGUUCCGUGCUCACGCCUACGCACACGGCUGUAACGGCGCCAUGUUGGACCCGACUCUCACAGCGGGGGAACCCUCUUGUUUUGUUCCUGGCGAGCUCCGUGUGCCGGCGGUCCGCUACCACUACAAGAACACAAGCAAAAAGGACACAGGAGGAGAAUCAGCAUCUUGGUUUCUUCUUUUUUUUUCCCCCCCUCGCUUUUGGUUCUUUUCGUUUCUCUUUCUGGAACUGUCAGUCCAGUCCUGUGUUUCGUGAGCUGCGACUUUUUUAGUACAUUUUUGAUGGUGAACUUUUUUUUGAUGGUGUCAUUUGUCGUCUGUUAUCUGCAAAGAUGUAUUGGGGCGGGGGUGUUGGGUUUGAUGCAGGUGGGGUGGGAUCAUAUCAGAGGUUUACAGGGUAAACUAAGCGGUUCGUUGCUGAUGUCAUGAAUCUGUGUGUGUUGGGGGAACUGGGAGGAGCUGCCAGAUGAAUGGCACUGAAGCAAGUGACACUUUCUUGCUGUUUUUUUUGUUUUUAUAUUAACCAUGUCUGUGUUUGUCGGAACAGUUCUUUGCAUAUAAAGCACUUAGUUGUCGAGGUGAUCACGAUGGCAUUUUGCUUUUUUCUUUUUUAAAAGAGGCGGCGCAGAAGUCCCACUGCGGAGGCGUCUCGCUGCUUCUUGUUCCGCUCACAGUAAGAAAAGAAAAACAAAUCACGUCGGAGUGGAGAACAAGUUUAAAAGCUCUGAAUUUGGAGUUCCCUUGCAUUAAAGAGGAGAUUAAAAAAAAGAAAUACAAAGCCAUCUUUCUGUGACUUCCCCCCCCCCCCAUGCCGGCCUCCGCCGGCCCGCUGGAGUCCCGUCUCGGAGCUUUUACUGCCUCGUGGGGGGUGCGUGGAUACAUCUCCACAUCCGGGCAGAUUUUGUACAGUUAAGAGAUAUUCUUAGUGUUAAGUGCCAUUUAUUUUACAAAUUCUAGUGCUGAAGUUCUUUAAGUGACGCACAAGUUUUCUUUUGUCCCCCCCCCCUCGCAGAAUGCUUCGCAAAGGUUCAAACGGAUUUGAAUCAAACGUCCUGCUAUCCUUUUUAAUGUAUUUGCUUUUUUUUCUUUCUCCCCUUCAUCCCCCUGCCCCCACUGCCUUAGCUUUAAUGGUUUUACUCAGUCAUCCUGCACCGCUUACGUGAACCUCCAUCUGAAGUUUUUCUUCACUUUUAAACCUGUAAACUACUUUAAGUGUACUUCAUUGCACCUCCCUUCUCUGUACGCGUCGGAGGAAGCGGAGGGGAAGGCGGUUCUGCUAAAUUAGUCUCACCGUUUCAAGGCAGUAUUUCUGUGCGAGGCGUUCAAGAAGAUUCCCUGGCGUCUUUUUUUUUUUUAAUUAUUAUUCUUUUGUUUGUUUUUUAGCUCAUCUCAGCGCAGACCCGACUGUUAUAGGACCGCCUCCUCUUCCUCGCCCAUCUUCUCAGCCGUGCUUUAGCUCCUCCUACUGAGGCCAGUAGAGGCAGAAACACGUUGUCGCUCCCUCUGUGUGCGUGUGUGUGUGUGUCCUCAUCGUUGCCACUGCUGAAACGUUGGAAUGUGACGCUAAAACCAGACGAAGCCAUAUCCAGCUGUUCCCUAAAGCGAUGACUAACGUGUUGUUUUUAAAAGUACACUGAAAUGACUUUUUAACAUGCAUCCAUUUAUAUUGUUUAUUCUUACUUUUUAUUUUAGUUUUUUUGUCAUUGCACACUUGUGUUCGCAGAAAUGAAAUGAAUCAUUGAAAACCUAAAAGGACGAAAUCUGGACUGUCCAAUCGUAGGAGAAGGGGGGCGGGGGGAUGAUUGACAAACAGUACAUUGUUCAACCAUUUUGUGCAUUUUUUUUUUUUUAUUAUAACCCACUGUAUAAUAUCAAGGAUUGUAUAUAGAAUUGAAGAGAUGUAAAUAUUUAUGUGGCUUGCUUCAAGGGUGGUAUUAUGAAAAGAAAUAUUCACAUGGUUAAAUUCUACAUGCCCACCAGCAAGCUUUGUGGAUAGCAGUGUAAAAAUGAAAAACACACAAAAAAAAGACACUGCCUUAAUGUUUAAAUAAAAAGCUUAUUGCCAGUCAUGG
Molecule: messenger RNA, 9852 nt
Organism: Poecilia reticulata (guppy)
Lineage: Eukaryota; Metazoa; Chordata; Actinopteri; Cyprinodontiformes; Poeciliidae
Source: RefSeq, a predicted model, not a curated record